Messenger RNA from Phyllostomus hastatus (greater spear-nosed bat), 1260 nucleotides. It is a transcript of the gene SULT2A1, whose product is annotated as sulfotransferase family 2A member 1. Gene Ontology annotation, molecular function: sulfotransferase activity. Gene Ontology annotation, cellular component: cytoplasm. The record is from RefSeq and is a predicted model, not a curated record. Gene Ontology annotation, biological process: sulfation. Lineage: Eukaryota; Metazoa; Chordata; Mammalia; Chiroptera; Phyllostomidae.
ACUUUUAACACCAGGUUCAAAGAGCUCACCGUAAUGUCAGAUGGGUACAUGUGGUUUGAAGGGCUACCUUUCCAUGUCGUGGGUUACACAAUGGAGCACCUGAGAGCAAUGCAGAAUUUUGUGUUUAAGGACAAAGAUGGCUUAAUACUGUCUUUCCUCAAAUCAGGAACAAACUGGUUGAUUGAAAUUCUCUGCCUGAUUCACUCCAAGGGGGAUCCCACGUGGAUCCAAUCUGUGCCCAUAUGGGAACGCUCUCCCUGGGUAGAGACUACGAGUGGAUACGAAGUCCUGAAGGGCAGGGAAGGCCCACGCCUCAUCUCCUCCCACCUCCCCAUCCAACUCUUCCCCAAGUCUCUCUUCCAGUCCAAGACCAAGGUGAUUUAUCUCAUCAGAAAUCCAAGAGAUACUCUCGUGUCUGGUUACUUUUUCUGGAGUAUCUCCAAUUUUGUUAAGAAACCAGAGUCACUAAAACAAUAUUUCGAAUGGUUCACCCAAGGAGAUGAGAAAUCAGCUGACACAAAUACUUGUAAAUGGGCCAGACAUCACGUGAGCAAGUGUGCCCGCAAGAAUGAACCUACCAGAGUGCCUGCCUUCACACAGCCCGUCACGCACCCACUCUCUCUGCCCCCACCUGCAGAGGCAUUUGGGUCGUGGUUCGGCCACGUUCGAGGCUGCGACACAAGAAACAUGAUACAGAAGAUUUACCAGUAACUGGGCAAGACAUUAGAACCAGGGGAAAUGAACUUAGUCCUCAAGAAUAGCUCCUUCCAGGUCAUGAAGGAAAACAAGAUGUCCAAUUACAUCCUGCCCAACGGGCUUUUAGAUGGGAAGAAUGGAUCACUUAUGCAAAGAGGCACUACUGGGGACUGGAAAAAGCACUUCACCGUGGCCCAAGCUGAAGUCUUUGACAAAAUAUUCCAGGAGAAGAUGGCAGGCCUUCCUGGAGAGCUGUUCCCAUGGGAAGGAUGUUGAAAGACUUCUACGUCUCCUAAAGAUAAAUAUCUGUUCUCCUGCUGUGAAUGGCCGGCCGUGAUUGCAUAAAAGCUGUUAUUUCACCCAGGAGCCUUGAGUGAUCAGAUCUGUGACCUUUGACAAUUUGAUUGUUAAAAAUUACCAGGACAUCUCUAGUUCAUGGUGUGGCAUCCAAGCUCUUAAAAAACAUUGAGUACAUUCGGAAUGAUGCAAAAUAAUAUGAAUAUUACCAAAGCUAUGCCAAAAAAUUAUUUAUAAAAAUGAGAAAUAAAAUGACAAAAAAAGGCA